AGUGGACUGGGUGUUGUUCCAGAACUCAGAGGAAUCGCUGUGGCUGCCACUUUUCCUGAGGGCGAUCGCCAGGCUUUCUUCCUGCGAGGCUCCCGCCCACACCUCCAGGUGUUCAUACCCUCCCUUAAUUACUCUUCUAAAAUUGAUAGUUUGCACUUGCAAAGUUACACUAGGAAAGCGGAAGGGAAGUUUAUAAUCAUGGAUAUGGAGAACUAGAGGAGCACAGUCACACUUGCUUUGGCCUGCAGACCCAGUCAAUCGAAAACUCAGAAAUAGAAACGUGUACACCUUUCCGCCAGCAAAACUGACUCUGCGUUCUUUGCAACCUCGGCUUAAAGGCUGCGCUGGGAAAAACUGUGCCUCCCGGAAAGUUUGGAAACUGAACUACCAGAAAGGCCAGAUAUGGGGGUUUUGCGGGCCCCGCGAUGUUUUCCAGAGCUUUUCAAGUGGGAAGAAAAGAGCGACAAAAUGAAAAUGCAACUUGUGGGGGAGGCCCCCCGAGUCCUGCGCCGAGGUACAGUUGCCCCUAGCAUGACUGCGAUCUGAUCAGCAACCACCAGAACCUGACUCCUGUGUCCGGCGCCUUAGUCCUGGGGCCUGGUCACUGCCCACCACUCCGGACCUGCCAUGGCUGCUGCCUUCACGUCCACGCCUGUCAUUUCACAGCCCCAGUUCACAGCCAUGAAUGAACCGCAGUGCUUUUACAACGAAUCCAUCGCCUUCUUCUAUAACCGGAGUGGAAAGUACCUUGCCACAGAAUGGAACACAGUGAGCAAGCUGGUGAUGGGACUUGGAAUCACCGUCUGUAUCUUCAUCAUGUUGGCCAACCUCCUGGUCAUGGUGGCAAUCUAUGUCAACCGCCGCUUCCAUUUUCCUAUUUAUUACUUAAUGGCGAACCUGGCUGCCGCAGACUUCUUUGCUGGGUUGGCCUACUUCUACUUAAUGUUCAACACAGGACCCAACACUCGGAGACUGACGGUCAGCACGUGGCUCCUGCGUCAGGGCCUCAUUGACACCAGCCUGACGGCAUCCGUGGCCAACUUACUGGCCAUUGCAAUCGAGAGGCACAUUACAGUUUUCCGCAUGCAGCUGCACACGCGGAUGAGCAACCGGCGGGUGGUGGUGGUGAUCGUGGUCAUCUGGACCAUGGCCAUUGUUAUGGGCGCGAUACCCAGUGUGGGCUGGAACUGCAUCUGUGAUAUUGAGCAUUGUUCCAACAUGGCGCCCCUCUACAGUGACUCUUACUUGGUCUUCUGGGCCAUUUUCAACUUGGUGACCUUUGUCGUCAUGGUGGUUCUCUACGCUCACAUCUUUGGCUAUGUUCGCCAGAGGACUAUGAGAAUGUCUCGGCAUAGUUCUGGCCCCCGGCGGAACCGGGAUACCAUGAUGAGUCUUCUGAAGACUGUGGUCAUUGUUCUCGGCGCCUUUAUCAUCUGCUGGACUCCUGGACUGGUCCUGUUACUUCUCGAUGUGUGCUGUCCACAGUGUGACGUUCUGGCGUAUGAGAAAUUUUUCCUCCUGCUGGCCGAGUUCAACUCUGCCAUGAACCCCAUCAUCUACUCCUACCGCGACAAGGAGAUGAGCGCCACCUUCAGGCAGAUCCUCUGCUGCCAGCGCAGUGAGAACACCAGUGGCCCCACCGAAGGCUCAGACCGCUCAGCUUCCUCCCUCAACCACACCAUCUUGGCUGGAGUUCACAGCAAUGACCACUCGGUGGUUUAGAAAGGAAACUAAGAUGAGACGCAGCCAUCAUCUAUUGAGCGAUGAGCAGCCUCCGCUAACCCAAGGCCAGGGCAAGGUGGGGGAUAUGAGAGAGAGAGAGCAAGAGAGGAAAAAUACACUCAUGUACUUAAUAAACACUAACCCAUGGCAGUAUUUCUUCGUAGACCCAACAAGACUUGAUACAUAUUGAAAAUUAGCUUCUGUGACAACCUUCAUCCUGAUCCCCAUUCCUUUUGAAAGUAGAAAGUGGCGAUUUCACGAUGGAAUUCAUAAACAGACUCUGGAGUGUCCAUUUACACUACACUAACUAGUCUUCAAAAGAUUUUGUGUGGUUUGGUGCAAGUCGGAAUAAAUUCUGGCUAAUGGAAUCCACAACGUCAUUUACAUACAGGCUUCCCUUUUUUUUUUUUUUUUUAAAGGAUACAUGUCAUUUAAUAAACCUGUUUAUGCUUAUCAGCAUGCUUGUGAUGGAUAAGACUAUAGACUGUUUUUAAACUAUCAUAACUCCAUUUUGUUCCUUAUGUAGGAAAACUGUAAAUUAGAAUUACUUUUUUAGAAAGCAUGCAUGUAAUGUAUGUAUGCAGUAUGCCUUACUUCAAAAGAUAAAAGGGUAUUAAUUUUAAGUCUUCUAGGAAAUAGAAGAACCUAGAUGUCAAAGCCAGUAUUUGUUUGGGUUAUGAAACAAACAAUGAUCUAAUCACAAUAUUACCUUUUUUGGUUCAAGUGUUGGAACAUGUAUAAAACAAACAGGAAUGUAAGUUUAUUAUCAGAAGAAUAUGUACUCUAUAAAAGUUAUAGAAGAUGAGAGCACAGUGGUAUCGUUCCCACAUAUUUAUAAUACCCAAGUACAUUCUAAUUAUCAGUUCGUCAGAAGAAUUUUUUAAUAACCUGUGUUUUUCUAUAGUAUUAUACAUAGUCGUUGUAGAAAACUUGAAAAAAUGCAGAAAUGUAUAAAACAAAAAAAUACUGAUGAUAUCACACCCCAGAAGUAACCACCAUGAACAGCUUUUUCCCCCUGUAUAUGCCUAUAUGUAUAUUAUAUACCCUUUUAUAUAAUUGGGAUCAUACAAUUUUAUAACUAGUUUGCUUUUUCCACUGAAGAAUUGCUGCAUUUUCCUAUGGCAUUAAAAAUGUUACAAAAACAUAAUUUUAAUGACUAUAUAAUAUUCCAUUUAAUGGACACCACUCAGUUUAACCAUUCCCGUACUGUUGACUACUUAGGCUAUGUCUCAUUUUCACUAUUAUAAAUAAUGUUGUGAAAAAUUUUAUGUACAUACAACUUUGUCCAUAUAGUUGAUUAUUAGGACGCAUUCCCCUGAAGGAUUUUUUUUUUUAAUGUGAACUAUCUUUGUAUGCGCUUACUUUUUAUAAAAGGGGAUUUCCUGCUUCUGCCCUGCGUGGGUGGUAAUUGUGAGGAAAGCCAAUUACCUUUUUGUACAAAGGAAAUGCAGUGGUUGCUCUAAUUGAGAGUGACUUUUUUUUGUAUCACAAGAUGGAUGAGAAACAGUCAGCUGUCACAAAUUGUCAGGAUACCCCAACCAAUAGGUCUAGCAAUUCCAGAUUCCACUUGAGAGACGGAUUAUCCAGCUCUCGAUAGCCACAACUGUAAUGCAGAAUUGAAGAAAAUGCAAAGAAAUCAAAUCCACCGAGUGAAUAAAGGAUCAUCUUCCUAUUAAGUAUCUUGGGACCCUUCGGUAGCCAGUGGGUUGAGUGCGUCAGUACGUGACUGGAUACUGUGUAUUCUCUAGGGUCACUCUCAGAGAUGCCACCAUAUUAGAUGAUACCUGUUUCAUGGUCCAGGAAACUGCACCAAUUUUUCUAAGAAGUAACCGAUAAAGUCCCGGUCACGAAGCAGGUGUGGGCAAGUCAGAAGUAGGUUUAAGAGAGAGAUGUCCAGAAGAAGAACGGUUAUUUCGGAAGGAGGAAGGCAGCGUAUGGUCACCAUUUGAGCGGAGGGCAGACUCAACAAGUGCCCCAAGUGGAAAGAGUCUGGGGAACCAGUUGGCAGAAAAGCGUUUGCACAGACUUUAUACAAAAUAGAGAGCAUUUUAUAGUGGAAAUGAAAGAAAGGAAGUUGGGUCUUUACUCAUGUGCGUUUAUUCUGAAGGAGAUAUGGACUAUUUGAAAAUUAAAAACAUACUAAUUGGACCUUAAUAAAUCAUUCUCAAUCA
Messenger RNA from Phacochoerus africanus (Common warthog), 3893 nucleotides. It is a transcript of the gene LPAR1, whose product is annotated as lysophosphatidic acid receptor 1. The transcript is spliced from 4 exons. The record is from RefSeq and is a predicted model, not a curated record. Gene Ontology annotation, biological process: neurogenesis; phospholipase C-activating G protein-coupled receptor signaling pathway. Gene Ontology annotation, cellular component: membrane. NCBI's taxonomy places the organism in Eukaryota, Metazoa, Chordata, Mammalia, Artiodactyla, Suidae. The coding region runs from base 628 to 1722 and encodes 364 amino acids. Gene Ontology annotation, molecular function: lysophosphatidic acid receptor activity.